AUGUCUUUUGAUAGAGAAGCUGAUGACCAACUUGAAUUCACGUCGUCUAGUGGCGUCGCGGUUGUGCCAUCAUUCGAUGCCAUGAAUUUAAAAGAUUCCCUUGUACGCGGCAUUUACGCGUAUGGCUUUGAGGCACCCUCGGCCAUCCAGUCGCGCGCUAUUACCCAAAUCAUUUCUGGCCGUGAUACUAUUGCACAGGCUCAGUCAGGUACUGGUAAAACAGCUACAUUCUCCAUUGCAAUGCUGGAGGUUAUUGAUACCAAAGUGCGCUCACCACAGGCUAUUGUGUUGUCUCCAACACGUGAGCUUGCAAUUCAAAUCCAAAACGUCAUUAUGGCACUUGGAGACUAUAUGAACGUACAGUGCCAUGCAUGCAUUGGUGGACGCAAAAUUAGCGAAGACAUUCGCAAGUUUGAGCACGGCCAGCACAUUGUUUCUGGAACUCCGGGCCGUGUGGCUGACAUGAUUCGACGACAGUACUUGGACACACGCAACAUCAAGAUGCUGAUUCUUGACGAAGCCGAUACGCUUUUGGAAAAGGGGUUCCAGGAACAGAUUUACGAGAUUUACCGAUACCUGCCGCCGGCCACCCAGGUGGUCGUUGUGUCGGCCACCUUGCCACAUGACGUGCUGGCUUUGACACGCAAAUUCAUGACGGACCCUGUGCGGAUUCUUGUGAAGCGUGAUGAGCUGACCCUUGAAGGUCUUAAGCAGUACUUUAUUGCUGUGGAAAAGGAGGACUGGAAGUUUGAUACUUUGUGCGAUUUGUAUGACACGUUGACCAUCACACAGGCUGUUAUUUUCUGCAACACCAAAAGCAAGGUUGACUGGUUAGCGGAGAAGAUGAAAGAAGCAAAUUUUGCUGUAGUGUCAAUGCACGGUGACAUGUCUCAGGAAGAGCGUGAGAACAUUAUGAAUGAUUUCCGCCAGGGCAACUCGCGUGUGCUCAUUUCCACAGAUGUGUGGGCUCGUGGUAUUGAUGUUCAGCAGGUGUCACUUGUUAUCAACUAUGAUAUUCCUCUUAACCGUGAAAACUAUAUUCACCGCAUUGGCCGUUCGGGUCGAUUUGGCCGCAAGGGUGUCGCCAUCAACUUUGUUGCUGACGAUGAGGUGCGUUUGUUGCACGAUAUUGAGCAGUAUUAUUCGACCCAGAUCGACGAAAUGCCCGUCAAUAUUAGUGAUAUGAUUUAA
Molecule: messenger RNA, 1191 nt
Organism: Magnusiomyces paraingens
Lineage: Eukaryota; Fungi; Ascomycota; Dipodascomycetes; Dipodascales; Dipodascaceae
Exons: 5
Coding region: 1-1191 (396 amino acids)
Cellular component (GO): nucleolus; catalytic step 2 spliceosome
Molecular function (GO): RNA helicase activity; mRNA binding; ATP binding
Source: RefSeq, a predicted model, not a curated record